AGGGGAUGGGGGAAUGUGGCCCCAUCCCGUCCCGCUGGGCUCCGGCUCUUCCUAUGCCCCAGGCACCGGGAAUGUCCCCCCCCAACUCCCCCGUCCUGUCUCAAUGGGGAGCAAUGGGUUGGGGUGACAGAGCCUAGACCUGAGGAAGGGGACGGAGCAGGAGCAGAGGCUGCAGGUGGCACCCUGCAUGUGGGUGCUCCAGCACCAUGGGGUCCCCGGGCUGUCCUGCACCCCCAGCCCCUGCACCCCGCACCCCUACUCCAGGGGGUCUCCCCAGGGGAGGGGGACAGGGCAGGAACCAGGAUCCCCCACCCCGUGCCAGGAGCAGACAGGCUGGGGACGUGCUGGACAGGGAGGCACGAAGCACCCUGGUGCUGAGCCACCCUGCGGGGGCACCCCGAGCAGCGCCGUGCGCCCACCCCGCGGUGCGAGGCAGGGCUGGCGGCGGGGAGGGAGGGAGAGCGGCCUGGCGUGGGGCCGGGGGGCCAUGCCCGGGGGGGGCCAGCAGCAGGAGCAGAUUGGCUGCCGGCGAGGCCUGCGGGCUCCUUUGAAAGGGCGGCGUGGGAGGCGCCUGGGGAGCAGGCAGCAGGCAGCCGGCUCGGUCCCGCUCAGCACGGCACGGCUGCGGCGAUGCCACGGGCGAGCGUCCCCACGAGGAUCACGGGCACGGCGCUGCGGGCACUGCUGGCGCUGCUGGCGCUGCUGGCACCAGGCAGCGGGCAGCACUACGACUACUACGGCUGGCAGCCCGAGAGCGUGCCCCGAGGGCGCUUCUACGGCCGGGAGCCGCAGUGCGUGGACAUCCCGGCCGACAUGCAGCUCUGCUACGACGUGGGCUACAAGCGCAUGCGGCUGCCCAACCUGCUGGAGCACGAGUCCAUGGCCGAGGCCAAGCAGCAGGCCAGCAGCUGGGUGCCCCUGCUCGCCAAGCAGUGCCACACCGACACCCAGCUCUUCCUCUGCUCCCUCUUCGCCCCCGUCUGCCUCGACCGGCCCGUCUACCCCUGCCGCUCGCUCUGCGAGGUGGUGCGCGACUCCUGCGCCCCCGUCAUGGAGUCCUACGGCUUCCCCUGGCCCGAGAUGCUGCACUGCGCCAAGUUCCCCUCUGACCACGACCUCUGCAUCGCCGUCCAGUUCGGGAACAGCCAGGCCACCCCGCCGCCAGUGUCCAGGAUCUGCACGCAGUGCGAGAUGGAGCACAAGGCGGACGGCAUGAUGCAGCAGAUGUGCUCCAGCGACUUCGUGGUGAAGAUGCGCAUCAAGGAGGUGACGGAGGAGAACGGGGAGCGGCGCCUGGUGGCCGCCCAGAAGAAAAAGGUGCUGAAGCUGGGCCCCCUCAAGCGCAAGGACACCAAGAAGCUGGUGCUGCACAUGAGGAACGCGGGCUCCUGCCCCUGCCCCCAGCUCGACAGCCUCGGCGGCAGCUUCCUGGUGAUGGGCCGCAAGGUGGGCGGCCGCCUGCUGCUCCUCGCCAUCUACCCCUGGCAGAAGCACAACAAGGAGAUGAAGUUCGCCGUCAAGUUCAUGUUCUCCUACCCCUGCCCCCUCUACCACCCCCUGCUCUACGGGGCCGGGCAGCACUAGGGCUCUGCCCCGGGACUCCUGCACUCGCCCUGCUCCGCACCCCUGGUGGCACCCCAGGACCCCAGAGAUCCCCAGCUGCAUUCAAGGGAGCCUCGACCUGCACCCAGGACCCCCGUGCCCCUCCUGAACGCCCACCUCUGCACCCCAGGACCCCUGCCCUGCCUCCCUGCUUGUUCCUUGGCUGCCCCGAGACCCCAACCCCCUGCCCAGCUCCUGAUGACGUGACUCUGACCCUCAGCCUCCCCCAAUCCCUCCUCCAGCCCCCCAGAGCAUCCCCAUCCUGUGUCCCCUCCUGCAGAGCUCGUGCCCCAGCCCUGGAUCACCCCCCCUCCUUUUUCCAUGGACCCCCCCAUGCCAAGGCAGCUCCUUGCUGCCCUCUGUGCCCGCAGACUGCCCCCAGCUCCCACAGCCAAGUGUCUGGAGGUGCACGGCCACUGCCUGGGCUUCCCCAGCCCUCCCUUCCACAUGGCUCAACAGGGGGGAGCCCACCUCCAACCCAGCCCCACUGCACCCCACAUCCCCCCAUCCCAGCCUGACCCCCCCCAGUAAAUUAUUCUGCCUCGGAGAAGCCUGGGUCCUGCUCCCUGUGGUUCUCAGGACCCUGGGAAGCAGGGGACGGGGCAGCCAAGGGUCCUGGCUCAAUCCACAGCUCCAGGAGCUGCAGAGGGCUGGGAGCUUUGGGGUGCGCACAGGGAGGUUGCAGAUGCUGGAUGGGGCACCCCCAUCCCCGGGCACCCCCAGGGCGUGGGUGCCAGCAGAACCCCAGGCUGGCUGCUCGGGGGGCAGCAGGGUGCCCCCGUCCUGCCCCAGCCCUGUUUACCCACCUGCCCCACGCUGGGGCACCGAACCCGGGGUGUGCUCCAGCCCCGCAGCCAGCAAGGCGCAGGGCGCAAGGGCAGGUGGGUUCUGCUCCGGCCAAGGUGGAAAAAAACAGGGGAGAAAAACUCCACUAUUGCUGGGAGGUAUUUUCCGCCCGAGGCUGCCGAGCGCGCUGCCGUAGGAAUGAACAGCAGCAGCUAUGUGAGAGCAGAACGGGGAGGGCGCAAAUAAAUCCCCCCUCCCGCAGCCCGCGGUUAUCUGUAGCCCUCUGUGCUUUGCGUCACCGAGCUCCUCCUGCGGGGCCUUUGGGCACACAUGGACACGGCCCGCGUCCUGCCAAGGGCUGGCUGCAGGAAGAUGAGUAACUUCUCCCUG
Anas platyrhynchos (mallard) is the source of this 2778-nucleotide messenger RNA. RefSeq names its product secreted frizzled related protein 5 (gene SFRP5). Gene Ontology annotation, molecular function: Wnt-protein binding. Gene Ontology annotation, biological process: canonical Wnt signaling pathway; non-canonical Wnt signaling pathway. The record is from RefSeq and is a predicted model, not a curated record. NCBI's taxonomy places the organism in Eukaryota, Metazoa, Chordata, Aves, Anseriformes, Anatidae.